UAGGCAUUGCCAUGGUGUUGUCAUAUAAAUAGUAGCAUAUGCAAAGUUUUGGCUUGUUUUUCUUCAGUGCGGAAAGAACGAGAACAGUACUGUUUACAUGUUGGGUGCAGCUUGAGUGUCCACCUAUGUUUUGGUCCUGGCCGGGUAUGACCACAGGCUGAUACCUGGGAAUCAUGACAACCUCACAAACCGUUAUCAAAAACCCAACAUGGUGGCGGCGACGCACUCUGAUGGAAAGGUACUGCACCGUGCUCGCGGCCGCUGCUAUCUUCCUCUGUGGAGUCCUUACUAUCGCACUGUCCGUCCUCUAUGUCAGAGAUACACAACGAGCAGAAUCCAUGCCCAGCGCCCCAGCAGCCCUGGAUGGUUUUGUUACCCCUCAAGGGAAAGAAGCCAACGACAAGGACAUCUGCCUGACACCAGGAUGUGUCUACGCAGCUGCCGAGAUACUGAAGAAUAUGAACCCCGACGUAGACCCAUGCGAUAACUUUUAUGAGCAUGUUUGCGGAAACUUCAUUAAGGACACUAUCAUCCCAGAUGAUAAGUCCUCGUUGACGCUGUUCAGCAAGAUUGACGACACCCUCACUGACCAGCUGAGGAUGGUGAUUGAGGAACCCUCAGCAGAGAACGAGGCCAAGCCCUUCCGCAUGGCCAAGAGUCUCUACAAAGCCUGCAUGAACAAGACUCAGAUCGAAGCAGCAGGACUAGACCACAUCAAGGAGAUAGUCAAGAGGAUGGGAGGCUGGCCGGUGCUGGAGGGUGAUCUCUGGGACGAAGGAUCCUUCACGUGGAAAGAUACUACAUACAAGUUCAAGGAUGAGGGCUUCAGCAUUGAUUACCUGAUUGACUUCUCCAUCACCACAGACUACAAGAACUCCACCAUCAGAGUCAUUGAUUUGGACCAAGCCUCUCUGAGUCUGAGCAGGGAGUACCUGGUUAAGGGGAUGGAGGAGAAGCUUGUGGCAGCCCUCUACAGUUACAUGGUGGACAUCGCAGUCCUCUUCGGUGCCGACCGGACCAGAGCCACCAAGGAACUCAAGGAGUCUCUUGAAUUUGAGAUCAAACUAGCCAAUAUUUCCUUGCCACCUGAAGAGAGACGGGAUGCUAACAAGUUGUACAACCCCAUGACGAUCCCGGAACUCCAGGAGAAGUUCCCAUCAAUCCCCUGGUACGAGUAUUUCUCCACCAUACUGCCCAAGAGUAUCGAGCUGCGCCCGGACGAGGUGGCCAUCGUGGAUGUUCCCUCCUACAUAUCUGGCCUGGAAGUCCUCCUCAGCACCACCCCUAAAAGGAUACAAGCGAACUACCUGCUGUGGAAGGCUGUGGCCUCAGCUGUCUCUUCGCUGACAGAAACUCUGCGGAAGCGACAGCUGGAGUACGGGACAGCUCUGACAGGGAGAACCGAGAGAGAGCCGCGGUGGAAAGAGUGUGUGGGAUUGUCUGCCGGAAGUUUUGAUGGAUUCAGUUUAUCGCUGGCAGUUGGUUCCCUGUACGUGAAACGAUUUUUCAAAGAGGAUGCAAAGAAAAACGCUCUGGAAAUGGUGGACAACAUCAGAGAGGAAAUGUACAAAAUUCUGAAGACUGUUGACUGGAUGGAUGAGGAAACAAGGAAAAAUGCCUUGGAGAAAGCUAAGUCAAUGACAUCCCACAUCGCCUACCCAGACGAAAUUUUGGACGUGAGCAAAUUGGAAGAGUUCUAUGAAAAGCUCGAGCUAACCUCUGAUAACUACCUGGAGGCUAUCCUGAAUGUCACCAAGUUUGGGUUCGAUUACUCAUUCAACCGCCUCAGGAAGCCUGUCAACAAGACAGACUGGAUCACACAUGGCAGACCUGCCAUUGUCAAUGCCUUCUACAGCUCCAUAGAAAACUCCAUUCAGUUCCCAGCUGGCAUCCUGCAAGGAGCGUUCUACUCCCACGACCGGCCCAACUACCUCAACUACGGCUCCAUCGGUUUUGUGAUCGGCCACGAGAUUACGCACGGUUUCGACGACCAGGGCCGACAAUUUGACAAGGAAGGUAACCUAGUGGACUGGUGGGCACCCGAGACCAAACAAGCCUAUCUCAAGAAGGCCUCCUGCAUUAUCCAACAAUACGGCAACUUCACCGCGCAACAAGUGGGCCUCAAUCUGAAUGGAAUCAACACGCAGGGAGAGAAUAUCGCUGACAAUGGUGGUAUCAAACAGGCUUACCGAGCGUACAACCACUGGGUAGCACAGCACGGUACAGAGUCCCGACUGCCCGGACUGCAGAAUCUUACGCCACAGCAGUUGUUCUGGGUGAGCGCGGCCACGACUUGGUGUUCAGUCUAUCGUCCCGAGACUCUGCGCUUGCGUAUUGUCACCGGCCAGCACUCCCCCGGUGAGUUCCGUGUCCGGGGCCCACUCUCCAACCGCCCAGAGUUCGCCCGUGACUUCAAAUGCCCGUCCGGCUCUAACAUGAACCCAACCCAUAAAUGCCAAGUCUGGUAACCGGAGAGAACCUUUUAAGUAUUGCAUUUCUGUAUUUUUCCACUAGUCUAAAUGAAAAAGAUUCCUGAAAAAUGUAUUUUUAAAAGUUCAACAAUAAAAAAUAUAAUUUUAAAGUAUAUUAAUCUUUCAAAGAUUUGAAAAAACUAUAAUGACAAACAUAAAAGACGUCUUAUUUUUUAUUAUUUUAGGAAUCGAACUGAUAAACCAUUCGUCCUUUUUUUAAAUAAAUAUAAUGUACAUAUAAAAGUAACAUAUAAAUAUUUAUUAGUAAACUUAUAAAAGACAAAUAGUUAGUUUUUAAGUUGCAGAUGUAUUAUUUAUACGCACAGAGAAUAACUAUGUUUUUGAAUAGUUAGAUAUUUUAUUGUUUUCAUCACACCCUCCUUUUGUUUUAGUUAAUGAUAUACAAACCCGGUUGAAAUAAAAUGUGUAGUAUUGGUUUAAUGUAUUUUUUAUUGUUAAGUUAUUAUAAUGGUGCUAAAACAUGAUAUUAUUCGAAAUUCUGUUUAACAUAGAAUAUUUAUGUAAGGAAUGUACUGUACAUAGCACAAUCAUGGACAAUAAGAUUUUAAGGAUAAAUAUUAAAUAAGAACAAAUAGUUGUUAAAUGUCCAAUGAUGUUAUUUUGUAUACAAGUUCUUGUUUUCAGUAAACGAUUACACAAUA
Messenger RNA from Homalodisca vitripennis (glassy-winged sharpshooter), 3133 nucleotides. It is a transcript of the gene Nep2, whose product is annotated as neprilysin-2. Gene Ontology annotation, molecular function: metalloendopeptidase activity. The transcript is spliced from 16 exons. The record is from RefSeq and is a predicted model, not a curated record. Gene Ontology annotation, cellular component: plasma membrane. Lineage: Eukaryota; Metazoa; Arthropoda; Insecta; Hemiptera; Cicadellidae. Gene Ontology annotation, biological process: protein processing. The coding region runs from base 174 to 2468 and encodes 764 amino acids.